Messenger RNA from Linum trigynum, 504 nucleotides. The record is from the annotation of a GenBank genome assembly. Lineage: Eukaryota; Viridiplantae; Streptophyta; Magnoliopsida; Malpighiales; Linaceae.
AUGAUGUCCAACGUCCCCGUCGGGCGCCACAACGCUUUAAUUUUGCUGCUGAAGGUUAGAAAAGAGAUAUUCAAGCCCAUGGUACGCACUACCAGUGAACGCCUCCAUUGGAUACACAGUUUUUCUCUAAAGGCGUUAGAGAUCUUCAGUUCCGGUUCUCCGUUGAAGGUCCCCGGCAACAAAUCGUGUUCUCCAACCGCCAUCCACGAACUCUUCGCUUUGCUGGUUUCUUGGACUUGUCCUGUAACAAUUUUCGCAUACGAAACCGGCGGCACGGCUACACUGGGAGGCACGGAGACUCCUUCGGGUAACAGUGGCGGGGAGGAAUCUAUCAUCAUGGACGUCUCCCCCAAUCGACGGCUAGGAGACACGGCAUCAGUCCCAUCUCCUUCCUCCAGAUUGGUUUGCUGCACGUCCGGCGGCCUUCCCAAAGGGUUGGGAUCGGCCACCGGCAAGACGGGAUGCGAGAGCAUAUUCAGAGCAAUUGAUUAUAUGAUAGAUUAG